Messenger RNA from Talaromyces stipitatus ATCC 10500, 2631 nucleotides. RefSeq lists its product as uncharacterized. The record is from RefSeq and is a predicted model, not a curated record. NCBI's taxonomy places the organism in Eukaryota, Fungi, Ascomycota, Eurotiomycetes, Eurotiales, Trichocomaceae. The transcript is spliced from 6 exons. Bases 1 to 2601 code for a protein of 866 amino acids.
AUGGAUGGCAAUACAACCAAUGUACCGUCUGAUAUCGCCUAUGCCUGGUCCAUUGGCAAUAUACCUCCUGAAAUUACAUUGGCAACAUUGCUAGACUCGCGCGACGGGCCAAACAAGAUUGGCAUAUAUGUGGUCUUCGUUUUGGCUUUUCUUUUCUUGUUCAUUCGAUGUUAUUCACGGAUAUUCAUUGUGAGGAAGUUUGGGUUAGAUGACUGGCUGGCGUGUCUUACUUUUAUUCUCUAUAUACCACUCGUUCCACUAUGCGUCUUGUUGAUAAAUAACGGAAACGGUCGACGCAGCGCGUACGUUACCUAUGUCGUGUCCCUGGAUGACGAGCGAAUGAAUCAUGGUGAAUUGUUAGAUAUAAUCAUUCAUUUCCUUUACAUCAUCGCACUCUUUACUUGUCGCCUUUCCGGUCUCGCAUUCUACAGUCGACUAUCCGAUGCUCACGCAAAGCUUUACAUGUCUAUUCGCAUCUGCACAAUUGUCUUCGCCGUCUUCUUCCUAGCGCAAUUCUUCCUUCUGCUAUUCCACUGCAUUCCCGUUACCGGCAAAUGGCCAUACUCAUGGCAGAGUGAUUAUCAUGUAUACAAAUGCGUCAGCUGGGGUGCGGUCUAUAUCACUAUUUCAUGUCUAUCUUUUGCCUGCGACGUCGUCAUGUUCAUCAUUCCGUCCAUGUUGAUCCAUCUGUUACAUGUCCCGAUGAGGAGGAAACUGGAACUCGGCUGCGUCAUGUUUCCAGGGGUGCUUGUCCUCAUUAUAUCCGGCGCUCGUAUAGUCCUCGUUUGUCUUGGCCAGUGGUCAAGCGACAAUACAUGGUAUUACGAUCCACAACUUGCGAUCGAGAUGGCUGAAAUUGGGGCUACUCUCAUUGCUUUGUCUGUACCCGCGUUGAAACCGCUCUUCGGUGUCUACAUUCUUACCCGGAUUCGUUCCAAUCCAAGUGACAAUGGCAGUGACCGCCCGAGUCAGCCGAUCCAUUUGAAAAAAAUAAGUAACUUUACGUUACGUGCACUUGGGUACGCUCCAAAUCUUGAAGCGGUAAUAUUGACGACAGCAAGGCUCGUCUACCGACCUAGCCCGGCCGAGCUACGUGGCUCAGCUACACAUCCAGCAGCUCGGAGCCGCGUCUCUCGGCAGAGCACUGGUAAUACAGGCCAACCAGCUCUUUGCGCAAUGGAGCCCUUGGACAACCAGCAAGGGUUCAGAUAUGUGAAUGAGUACCCAAUUGACAAUCAUGCUGGACCAAUGCUCAUUCAUGCAAAGCAAAACACUUUCUGUGGUAUAUGCGGCAUGUGCAUCACUCUCGAGGAUGAGCAGGCUGUCUCUUUCGCUGUCAACCCGUAUACCACCACAGGACCUGAUGCGGUUCAGCAUCCUGAUGCUGGUAAUGAGGAAUUUGAAGAAUUACAGCAGGGAGAAGACGAAUCUCUUGACUGUACUGCUGCCAAUGAGAGAAAGUUUGGCGUGAUGCCUCGCCCAGGAUGGACUGGAAUGUACCGUGUUAUGGUCUCUCAAACAAGGUAUCGCCGUGGGGAGGAUGAGCCCAAUUACUACAUCUCCGGAGUUGGUCGCUACCAUCUUUGGGAUAGUGACCCCAAAGCUCGCAAGAUGUACAAUAAGUGUACCUACAAAGCCAAAGAGCCCAUCUUCACAGUUCCCCGUGACAAGGACGAUUCGCUGAUUGACAGGCGCCACUUUUACAACAAGGAGUUGACCCAGAAGGAGAAGAAGAGCACCACUCAGACUCCGCUUGUGAAAAGAGUCAAUGUCUAUCCGUGCCAUUACGAUGAUGCUGAGAACUGGCGGCUCUUUCCCCACGGCUUCCCCAUCCAUGACAAUUGCUGGAAAAUGGCUGUCAAUGUCAUUGGGGCGGAGAAUCUCGAGAAUGAAUUGAAAUACUUCAUCUGGGCACUUCAAGAUCGAUGGACCAAUCCGAACACGCUCAAAGAGAGCCUUAAUAUCACUGACUGGAUCGUGAAUGAACGAGGUUACCGCGGCACGACAUACUCAGCUCACCGUACUGAGUAUGAUGUCUACCAAAUUCUUGUCUCUAUGCAUGAUCCGAUUCAUGUCGAUGAGGUUGAGGAAAUAAUUGCUGAGAGCGCACGUCGAUAUACGGCCAUGAAGGAAAAGCCAGAGAGCGGUUUGUUCACGGCCCUAGACGAGUCCGUGGUGAAUGUUCUUGAUGAACUCCACCACUCCGAGGUCGAGAGCUUCCUGAAUUCGACUGAGAUUGCCGUGCCAUCGUCAUACUGGAAACGACGAGCCCCGCGAGACAUCAUCUGGGAGCUUGACUCCAUUGAUGAGAAUGUCACUCCGUUAGACUGGCAGUAUCUCUGUCUCCGCGCGGAACGCCUAUGUGAGGAGUCACUGGGUAUAAUUAACCGAAGUCGUAUCUGCAAUAUCCUGCGUGACGCGAGGUACCAUAUGUGCAAAUCGCUGGGCCGUGAUUUCUCAGAAGAUGAACGAGCAGAUAGUGAUGGAUCCUCAACUCCCACUCUCACUGCUAACGCAGGUGGGUCUACCGAGAAAGAGACGGUGGACGUGUCGGAAUGGGAGGAUGCUUUCAUGGAAGAUGAGAAUGCUACGGAGAAGUAGUAGUGUAAACGCCGGGCUUUGAUGCUUGUA